Molecule: messenger RNA, 1666 nt
Organism: Volvox carteri f. nagariensis
Lineage: Eukaryota; Viridiplantae; Chlorophyta; Chlorophyceae; Chlamydomonadales; Volvocaceae
Exons: 7
Coding region: 166-1506 (446 amino acids)
Source: RefSeq, a predicted model, not a curated record
GAAGCUAUCGUGCUCCUUACGUCCCGAUUACCUUGUCGGACCUGCCACGAGGACUUACUAGAUGGCCUUGGUGGUCUUUCAUCCUAACUGUACUUACCUUCUAUCAUAAGUCUAACUGCUUCCUUGGUGCCAACCCUGUCUCAUCAGUCCUCCAGGCCCCCAAAUAUGUAUCGUCGAAGAGCUUCUCCUUUUUGGGCAGUGUGCUUAUUUCUAUCAUGUUCUAUAAGGGCAUUCUGCGCUACCGACGGGACGGCUUGGGCUGAUUUGUCACUGGAACAGGGCUACCGAAUGAAUGGAAUGCUGGCUCGUGAACGCCGCAUGCAGGAUGAUACAGUGACCAUGGGCGAUAUCGCGACCGUGAGGGGCUUGCCCACGCGCUUCACAAUUCGCCCCAUGAUAGACAACUCGCUCUGCGUCAACCGCGUCCAAAUGACUAGUACUGCUGUCGUGCGCGCUAGGUUCCGGAGCGGCCUUCCGCAAUCGGACCAAGCGCAACUUGAAGAUUACGGCAUUAACCGUCUCGUACUGAUGAACUGUUCCGGCGCCCGCACGGAGACCUUCGUCGCGGAAGCCGCCCUGGGUCGCUCGUACCAUAAUAGCGACACCAACUACCGCAUUGGCUUUUUGAAAAACCCAUCCGAUUUGAGCCAAUGCGCGUACGGCGUGAACAGCACGUACACUGAUGGCCAUCCAGUGUUUGGCGUUACGGGCACGCUGUAUUACGAGGAGCACGCCAACAAAACCAAUGCCAGCAGCCAGUACGACGAAAAUGACAAUGAGAUGGACUGGUACGACGAUUACAACUUCAACUAUGCGUCGUACGUGCGGUAUGGAUACGACCCAGCUACAUUGGUGUCAAACAGCACCUUCAAGUCCCCGAAUCCGCUGCCCGUUACCAUGCUAGAUGCAUCGGGUUGGGGCCCCUUCCCCUCCUCCUGGGGCCCCUGCAUGAAGAACCCCACAAUAGACUCAGCCACGCCAACCGACACAACCGCCUCUGAGUUACAGCUGCGGUAUCAGACUUUCAUCUUCUUGGACGUGCGAGAUACGGCCUCCAUAUCCCACCUGCCGGCGGCCGUACGGCGGAACGGCUACGCACUCGCCACUCUUGGUCCGGACCGGCCCCAGCCAGACGUUUCCCCGCUGGCGGGAGAGGUGGACGCCGGCGCGCUGUCGGCAGAUCUCGGUGGUGGUGACAAGCCGUACGGCACCGGCUACAGCUCCCUGGUUAGCAAUGAGCUUUGCAUGACUACUAGCGUAGUGAAGGAAGGAGCUGAGGUGCGACUGGCCCGCUGCAAUCCCGUGGCGCCCACCCUGGAGCAGGCCUUCCAGAUUGUGGGCGUCCUGAGAGCCAGGGUUGCGUCAAUGCAGUUAGGCGAGCGCUGUAGUAGCCUGCGCAGUAGCGGUCAGUACGGGGGUCGGCACAUGUCACAGGGCGGCAGAACCUUUGCCAAUACCGGUAUUGGUAGCAUGCAAGAGUUGUUGAACGAGCUGAGCACUAUGUGAACGACGACGGGAGUUGUCCCGAGGCGCGGCCAAGGAAGCCACACGACGCGGCCGGGUUACAUAUGAUUUAUUCAUUGACUUAGGGUAAUGUAAUGCCGUACUACGUGUCGUAUUCGCUGCACAUGGUCACGCUGCUACCGUGCUGUUAUCGUACUGCGAG